CGAGUGAGCGGGAACGUGGAUGAGUAAGACUAAAAAUGAUUGAGAAUCUGAAAGACAGUUGGCCAGUAAUAUUUGGGAGGGUCGCGGGUUCUAAAAGUUGAGUAGCAACACAAUUAUCGACAACAGUUAGAGAAACGAUGAGUUCUUGGAUUCAUGGAUUCUCGCGGAUUCACAUGAGCGAACGCCGCAUCGUAAACAAUAUUGCUUAGUCCACGUGAAGGGAUAAGCACUUGGAAGGCUCUCCUCAAAAGCAUCUAACAGAGCACAAUGCCGCGCCUCUUUGUUGGAGGCCUGAGUGGCCAGGUGGACAAAAAUGCCCUUGAGUUAGCAUUUUCAAAAUUUGGCCAUGUCUCCAAUGUAGACUUCAAGGAAAAAACAGAUCCAGAGGGCAAUGUUAUGAUGAAAUUUGCCUUUGUUAGUCUGGAAGGACAAAUGUAUCAGGUCCAAGAGUGUGUGACACAGAUGAACGGCUCUUCAUGGCUUGGAUCACAGCUGAGAGUGGAGGUAGCCAAGGAGAGUUUCUUGGACCGCCUGAAGAGGGAACGUAUGGAAGCGCAACAAGAGGAGAGAAAUGAUCCUUUAUCAUUUUCCAUGGCUAAUAAAUAUAGCAGAGAGGAAAGCAGAGGGAAAUAUGACUAUAACCAAGGGAUGAAUGAAAAGAGGUUUAAUCAAAACAACUGCCAAGAAAAUUUCAACUGGGGCAAGAAAAGAGAAAAACCCACAGAAAAAACAUAUCAGAAGCAGGGUGACUCUUUUAGCACCAUAUCACAGCCAAAGAAGAGGAAUGCAACAGAGGAAACUAUGAUGACUAGCUUCAAGAAUUACUCCUCAGUGUGGAAUGACAGUGAGGAAGAUUCUGGUUAUGGGAAAGACAAUAGGCCUAGAAAUAAGGCUGAAUCCAAGGAGUUCAUUGAUUCAGAUGGAGGAACAACAGCAGAUGAAGAAGAGGGAGAGGGCCAUGAUAUGGGAGAUGUCAGGAAAGAGCAGCAGGCUCAGCUGAGACUACUGGAAACCAUGCAAGGCUCAAAAAAGGCUGUGGCAAAUUUAAGGUCACUGGCAAGUUCUGGUCAUAACAGUGAUCUACGACCAAUCAUCAGAUUUGACCCAACUAGAAUGAAGCCUCAGCCUAAAGUGCAAUCAAAACAAUCCUUUGUACCAGAGGACAAACCUAUUUUGACGGAUGAUUCAAAGUAUGUGAAGGUUUCAAAGGACUUGGACUUCACACAAAAAUCAUCUGGAUUCAGUCUCUUAGCACAAUUUGGUAAACUGGAGGAUGAAGAAGAAACAGUUGAAAUUCAAGAGCAUGAGCCAGCUGUUAUACCUCAACGUGUAGAAGUUAAGCCACAGGUUGAACGCCCAAAAGGAGUCAAACAAUACAAUUUCUUCAUUACAUCCAGUGAUAGACAUAUAAAAGAUGCCUUUAAAUGGAUGAUUCAGGCAGACAGAAGAGAUGUGAGUGAAGAGUUCUACAAAGUUCAACCUGAGUUGCGUUCCUUGUAUAAAAGAAGAGCUUCCCAUGCUGUGGAGAGACGCAAGGAAACCAGGGGAAGAAAUAAGUACAAUUACCAUGGAAAUGGAGCACAAGUUUCUCUUGGCUCAGAUCAUAGGUGGAGGGAUAGAGAUGGCCACUCCAGAUAACAUAUAUGUAUUUGUUUUGUUAAUAAAACUCACAGAUUCAGUGACUUUUGUUUGCAUGUUAACUAUAGUUUCUUUAGAACUGAAUUUUCUAAAUUCCAUUGUUGUUCUGUGUUAAGAGAGUGAAAGAAUAUAUGCUUUGGAUGCUAAGCAGGUGAAUUGUUCAGACUGUAACGAGGAAAAGGGUACCAGAAUGCAGUCUUGUGCAUGUAUUAUAAAGAUAACUGAUGUGCAGGAUUUUUUAUAUAAGUAUGUCAUAUCUGUAUCCUCAAAGAUUGUUUUGUCUUAUGUGUUCUAUCAUAUACCUGUAUAUGUAAUGGUUUACCCAAAUCAGAUGGGCAUGACAUGUACAUACAUGCCAUUCCUACAGUGAGUUUACUUUAUUAAUUGUUUACACAUAGAUGGUAACACCUGUACUAAGUCACCAAGGAGCCAAUUACGAGUACUGCCUGUCUGGCCAGUUUACCCUUUUCCUUGAUUUUUAAAAAUAUUUUACAUUAUUUUAUAUUGGUGUUACGAAUGUCUAUAUUAUAGUAAUUAUAAUGUCUAUAAUAAAAAUAGCACUGUUAAUAUUCAUAGCAUUGAUAAAAAAAAAAUCCCACCAAUUCAAGGAAAAGUGAAAUCAGGUAAGGUCUCAAGGUCUACUAAUUGACUCCUUUGUGGCUAAGCAGUAGCAAAA
This is a messenger RNA of Penaeus indicus, 2314 nucleotides long. RefSeq lists its product as uncharacterized. The record is from RefSeq and is a predicted model, not a curated record. The transcript is spliced from 8 exons. Lineage: Eukaryota; Metazoa; Arthropoda; Malacostraca; Decapoda; Penaeidae. Gene Ontology annotation, molecular function: RNA binding. The coding region runs from base 268 to 1638 and encodes 456 amino acids.